Nannospalax galili (Upper Galilee mountains blind mole rat) is the source of this 3844-nucleotide messenger RNA. It is a transcript of the gene Apobr, whose product is annotated as apolipoprotein B receptor. Gene Ontology annotation, molecular function: very-low-density lipoprotein particle receptor activity. Bases 63 to 2936 code for a protein of 957 amino acids. The record is from RefSeq and is a predicted model, not a curated record. Gene Ontology annotation, cellular component: membrane. The transcript has 4 exons. Lineage: Eukaryota; Metazoa; Chordata; Mammalia; Rodentia; Spalacidae. Gene Ontology annotation, biological process: lipid transport; triglyceride metabolic process.
CCUUGCAUUGGUGGGUGGGGACGGUCAUUGUGAGCUUUCUGGACACAACUGAGACCUACAAGAUGGAUUUCCUCCGGCUACACCUCCCUGGGCUGCAUCAGGCGUUGAGGGGGGCACUGGAUUCCUUCAGUACUUUUGUGUCCUACCUCAUAGGAGAUGCGGUCCCCACGGUAGAAAGGGAGAAACAGGCAGCUGAGGAACUGGGGGAGGUGGCUACAGGAAAGCCAGGGAACACUGUGGAGGAAGAAGCCCAGGAAGCCUUGGAGUGCCUUAGAAGUGGCCAGAUCGAGAGAGUGGGAGGGCCUGGAGCAAUCAAAAGAUGCCAGGAGAAAAGUUUAGUUGGUGAGCAGACCUGUGGGUGGAGAACAGACAGCUCCUCAAGGACCCAGACAGACAAGCAGGACACUGGGGCCAGGAAAGCAGCUGAGGGUGGUGGGGGCCAGGAGCCAAAUGCCCUGUUGGAUGCUGGGAUGAGGUCUGAGGCAAGGCCUGAGACUCACAGAGACAGGAGCAGUAGAACCCAGGAGAUAUGGGAGCCUGGUGAGCAGGAAAUGAACAGAGGGGAGCCUCUGACAGUCUGGGAACAGGAGAAGGAAGAGGAGGGGGAAGAGGUCUGGGCAACAGACCCAGAGAUGGUCAGGGGGGUGGAGUCACAGCCAACCUGGCGCAGGGAGCUUGAGGGUAAGAUUGGUAUUCAUGGACAGAAGGUAACAGAGGACAGCAAGGAAACAGAGUGGGUGGCCAAGGAGGGUCCUGCAGAAGCUAAGGAGCCUGGGGUCAAAGGAGCUGACAGCGAAGAAGAGAGGAUGAACCUGGUUAGGAAUGACCAAAGUUCAGGGGCACAGGAGGUACAGGGCCCAAGGGCAGAGUCUAAAGACUGGGCAGCCUCAGGCAGGGAGAAGGCUGACAUCCUAGGAGUCCAGGAGACAGAAUAUUGGCCAGGCACUGAAGAAAGCAUCCCAGAAGCUACUGGGAGAGUCUGGGUCCUAGAAGAGGCCUGCAAGGGAGACCAGGAAGAGGAGGUAGAUGAGAAGAGAGAGGCUGAAGAAAGACUUCAGGCCCAGUCCCUGGAGCCUGAGAGAACUGAAGAGGCCGCUGAAGGCCAGACAGCUUGGAGGGAGUCUGUGGGAGACCAGGAGACAGGGGAGGGCUUUGAGGACAAUGAAAGUCAAGACUCAGCCAUCAGGGUUAAUGGGGUGGGUCUAGAAGAAGGGAUGCAGGCCGAGGAGGCUCCCAGGGAGAAAGGAGGCUACUGGGUCAAAGAGGUUUCAUUAGCCCUGGUCAAGGAGGCUGAAGGUAAGCUUGAUUCAGCGGCAUCACCAGAAGCCAGGCCUGAGGAAUUAUUUAUGGGCAUAAGGAGUGAGGAGACUCAAACUAGGCAAAAGGUAUUGAUGGUGAAGGUUACCGAAGGGCAGGAGCCUGAACUGUUGGGAGGUGUGCAUACCUCGACAAAGCAACCUGAGGAUGGACAAGAGGGUCAGGAGACUGAGAGAGCUCCAGGCCUGAGCACAGAGGAGACACUAAGAAGCUUGGAGGAAUAUCCCAGCCCCAUGGAGUCUCUAGGUCCUGAGGUAGAAACCUGGAGAAACUGGAGAAGGGAUGUAGACAGCAGAAAUACCCAGGAGGGGUAUUCAGCUGAUGCUGAAGUAAGGGAGGAAGAGGCUGUAGCAGGCCAGGCAGUGGAAGUCCAGACUGAACGAGGCCAGGAGUCCCAACUGCCAGAAGUCCCAGGGUGGAGAGCAGAGGAGGGACUGACCUCCAUAGCUAUGAACCAGGAACUGGAGGAAAGCCAGGGGUCAGAGACAGGGACAAGCCAAUCACUGGGAGGAUCUGAGGCCACCGAAAACAAGGCUAGUGAGGGGGAGGCUGCAGUGCCUUGGGAGAUAGCUAGCACAUACACAGGAGGCAGGAAGCUAGAAGAGGAAACUCUGAGCCUUCAGGACAGUGAGGAUGCACAGACCAGUUCUUUGGCUGCUGAGACUAUCCCGAGUGUCAGGUCUGCUGGAGCUGGGGAAGGGCCAGAAUGGGAGACCGGGGUGACUUGGAAGAGGGAGUCUGGGACAGGCUGGCAUUCCAAAGGCAGAGAGGAGGCUGCAGGAGGCAUAGAGCUGGAGGAGGCUACAGAGAACCGAAGUGAGCAAGAGGCUGGUUUGGAGGGCUCAGCAGAGGAGGGGGUGACUGGUCACAGUGUCAAAGAAAUUGGUAAGAUUAGAAAGGAAGAGAAGGCAGAGGUGGGGACAUCUGUAGUGGCAGAAGAAAUCAGUGGUGUGACCUCAGGCUCCCAGGAAGAGAGAACAGAGGGGUUCAGAGCCACUGUGGAGACUGAAAGGCUCUUGGGAGAGCAGAUGCUUUUGGAAGAUGAGGCUGGGGGAGGGCAAGAGGGAGAGUGGAGGGACCAUCACCUUGAGGGAGAGGCACAAAAGCUGCAAGAUGUGGAGGAUGUCAUGAGUGAAGGCCAGAGGCCAGAGAUCCAGGAGACUGAUCCAGAAGGCCCGGAGGACACCCCAGGCCAGGAGAGACAGCAGAAACAACAGGUCCCUACAGUGGCUGUGCCUGGCCUCCCUGAGUCUGCUGAGGCCAUGGCAAGUGCCCCAGGGGAUGCUCACAACGACUGGAGUGAGGCCCUGCUCCCUGGGUCCCGCCUGGAUGUCUCUGUCCCUCGCAGCCGCGUGCUUCUCUCACGAAGUUCCUCACAGCGACGUUCUCGGCCCUCUUUCCACCGAACCCCUGCCCCUGAGCAGCAACACAACCCUCCCAGCCUCCAGCCCCAGCAGCUACCUCUUCAGCCAGAGGAAGCCCUAGAGGCAAGCCCUACAAGGCCUGAAGGGACUCCAGUGCCAGCCAAGAAAAAGCCCCUCGGACAUGGGUUUGGCCUCGCUCAUUCUGGCAUGAUGCAGGAACUACAAGCCCGACUGAACCGGCCAAAGCCCCAGUGACUGAGUCCUGAUCCCCUAUGAGCCAGGCCCUGCGAGAGGGUCAGAAGUCACUGCUCGACCCUGGUCACCCUUAACCCUCUCAGCCACUGGGAACACAUCUUUUUCACUCUCUGGGCCUCAGCAAAACCAGAUGUUUGUAAGACCUUGAAUGUAAGGAGUCUGAUUUCCCAAAGAAGGCUGGUGUCCCCCGCCCUGCUGGGAUACCUCUCAUGGAUCCUGGCCCUGACCACCUCUGCAAAUUGUCUUUGCUGCUCAGAAGACUACAACAAAGACAAGGUUGGCGACUCUUCUCCUUAAAUCUUCCCUCCAUGACCGCCCUCCCCCAUUGCCCAUAAUACUGGAGAACCACAGAGAGGUGUGUAAGAUAACACACCUCUGAGGUGGAAGCCAGGCUAAAGAAAAGGGAUUCAAAGGGCUGAUAACCAGUUGGAAUCAAUGGCCCACGGGCUUCAGGCCAGCUGCUUUGAGUUUCCAGAAUAGUAGCUCAGCCUCAGAAUUCUGCUGGUUACUAUUUCCUAGGAAUCCCUAAGAAUACAGGAGCAAAGACAGGUUCUAGGUAGCCAGAGGAUGCUGACUCUAUCCCAGGUUAUCAUAAUCCUUGGGUGUCAGGCUUUCCUUUUGUGUGAAGAUGCUGAGGCACAAAGGGAGUGGGAGGGCUUUAUUAGGUAGCCAGCAUGGUGGCCUAACUCAAGAAUGAAACAAUAAAUAAACCAUCAUUUCCUAAAAAAUAAAUAAAUAUCCAAGAAAUAAAUAUCUGGCAAGGACUGGAGGGGUUUUAAGUUAUUGUGCCGGGUCUGGGGACUGGUGGAGCACUGCCUGGUCUGAGGCAAAUGAGCUAGAGGCUGUCCUGUCAAAGACUCCAGUCUUAGAGUUCUAAUGGGUGAGAGAAGGAAGCUAAAGGGUCACUC